Messenger RNA from Alligator mississippiensis (American alligator), 5075 nucleotides. RefSeq names its product calcium/calmodulin dependent protein kinase kinase 2 (gene CAMKK2). Bases 276 to 1964 code for a protein of 562 amino acids. The record is from RefSeq and is a predicted model, not a curated record. Gene Ontology annotation, biological process: CAMKK-AMPK signaling cascade; protein phosphorylation; activation of protein kinase activity. Lineage: Eukaryota; Metazoa; Chordata; Crocodylia; Alligatoridae. Gene Ontology annotation, molecular function: ATP binding; protein kinase activity. The transcript has 16 exons.
GCAGCAAAAUUGAAAGCAGCGAGCUGGGCGGCGGGGAGGCCUGCGCAGCCCGCACAUCUGGGCCGCGCCAGUCUGACUCGGGCUUUCUGGGCCGGAAAAGCUCCCGGCGCAGCCAAUCCAGCACCGCUGGCAGCAUCUGGCCGCGCCGGAGAGGAGGGGCGCCGCCGCGAUGGAGAGCCCGGGAGGGGCUGGCCGGCGCCGGGCACGACUGCGAGCGAGCUUAGCCUCUCUGAUGGAGCUGCACCAGCCGUAGGGAUGAAGCUGGCAAGUGCAUCAUGCCAUCAUGCAUCCCCAGCAGAGCUGCCGCUGAGUGGCCCAUUUGUUACGAUGGACUGCGCAGCAAGGCGCCUGAUGUUCUGUACUCUGUGUCAUCAUUGAACACUGACUGCUUCGGUAUGGAGUCCUUCAUCGUGGUAUCAGAGUAUGAUUCAACAGGUGCCAUGAGCGAGGAGCAGGGACUUGACAGACAGGAGGGACUGGAGGAAGAUGAGCACAUGGAGCACUGCGGAGAGGAUACGAUCAUGUCUGACAGCAUUGGGCUUGAAGAGAAGACCGUCCCCAGCACUGGCGGGGGCCCACUAGAUGAGAUGAGGGAGGCGCAAGUCAAGCUAAAUUUUUCCAGUCGAAAACUCUCUCUCCAGGAAAGGUCCCAGUCAGCACAGUCUCCCGGGAGUAACAUAGACGUGAACGAGCGAUACAUUUACCCAUCACUCCCUUAUUCUCCAGUCACGUCUCCACAUUCGUCUCCUCGGCUGCCGCGGAGGCCCACAGUGGAAUCCAACAGAGUUUCUAUCACAGGCUUGCAGGACUGCGUGCAGCUUAAUCAGUAUAAGCUGAAAGACGAAAUCGGAAAGGGCUCCUAUGGGGUCGUGAAACUCGCGUACAAUGAAGAUGACAACACCUACUAUGCAAUGAAAGUUCUUUCCAAAAAGAAGCUGAUGAGACAAGCAGGAUUCCCACGCCGCCCACCUCCUCGGGGAGCCAGAGCCAUACCUGAAGGCUGUUCCCAACCAAAAGGGCCAAUUGAACAGGUGUACCAAGAGAUUGCCAUCUUGAAGAAGCUGGAUCACCCAAACGUGGUGAAGCUGGUGGAGGUGCUAGAUGACCCCAGCGAAGACCAUCUGUACAUGGUGUUUGAACUGGUAAAACAAGGGCCUGUCAUGGAAAUCCCAACCUUGAAACCUCUCACUGAAGAUCAGGCGCGGUUCUACUUCCAGGACCUCAUCAAAGGCAUUGAAUACUUGCACUAUCAGAAGAUAAUCCACCGGGACAUUAAACCUUCCAACCUUCUUGUGGGGGAGGAUGGUCACAUCAAAAUUGCUGACUUCGGCGUGAGCAAUGAGUUCAAAGGAACAGAUGCCCUUCUAACCAACACAGUGGGCACCCCUGCAUUCAUGGCCCCAGAAACACUCUCAGAAACCAGAAAAAUCUUUUCUGGAAAGGCUUUGGAUGUCUGGGCCAUGGGGAUCACGCUCUACUGUUUUGUGUUUGGGCAGUGCCCCUUUAUGGAUGAGAGGAUUCUAAGUUUGCACAACAAAAUCAAGACCCAAAGCUUGGAAUUCCCAGACCAGCCAGAAAUUACAGAGGAGCUGAAGGAUCUGGUUACACGGAUGCUGGAUAAAAACCCUGAAUCCAGGAUUUCAGUCCCAGAAAUCAAGUUACACCCCUGGGUCACCAAGAACGGAGUGGAGCUGUUGCCAACAGAGGAUGAGAACUGCACGCUCGUUGAGGUCACUGAAGAGGAGGUCGAGAACUCUGUUAAACACAUCCCAAGCCUGGCCACAGUGAUCCUGGUUAAAACGAUGAUCAGGAAGCGCUCGUUUGGGAACCCAUUUGAGGGGAGCAAGAGAGAAGAGCGAUUGCUGUCUGCCCCUGGGAACAUGCUGACCAGGAAGCAAGGCAGUGAAGAUCAUCUGAAGUGCAAUGAUUUGCCAAACGUGGGAGAGGAAGAAGUUCUUUCAUGAAAAACAGCCUCGUGGUUACGAUGAGCAACUUUGUCCAUGGCACCUGAGACUGGGAGACGUAACCACGCCUAAGCCAAAUGAAGCAUGACAUAGCAGCGGCCCAGUAUAAUGCUGAGUGUCAACUUUACAUAGCAGCAUGUGAGAAAUCAGACUACAGCACAUGUCAUAAACAUUGAACAUCUGAGUGUUAAAAAAGUCACCUCAAUGAAGCGCGGUGGAUUUCUUGUGUGAAAUGUGUUGGCUGACAUCAGAAAGGUGAGCUGAUGUGAAGGACAGUGAAAGGGUUCACAAACGGCAAACCGGUGCAGUUGUAACAGCUUUGAAGUGGUGUGAAUGCCAGCUAUUCAGAGACUAAUCCCCAUGUUGCAUGGGUAUGUUACACCCCUAGAUACAAGGUGGGCAUGUGUAAGUGUGAAGCUUUUGCAAAGUGGCAGACACAGAAGUGAAUUUAGAAUUAUGCACUUGGACUGUUCACGACGUACCAGAAAUGUUGUUGCAUCUGUUUCUUGAUUCCUCUGAAUUGAAACAUUUUUAACUGCAUGGAAACGAAGCAAAAAACCACCUCCUCAGCUGCUUUAACAAAGCCUGCCUCUGUGAGUAAAGUUUUAUCAGUUUAACUAAGAGCAUCUUCAGGAAGUUGGUAAACUAAUGCUAAAUACAGUACUUGAAGACACUGCUUUCCUUUCAGGUCUUGCUGUUGGCAUGACUAGCUGAACGCAUGUUGGGCAGAGUGUUCGGAAGGUAAAUGCAUCUAAGGGCUUACAGUCUGGAUGGCACUUUCCUACUGCAGCAGGCACCUGAGUGAAAGUUUGUUGCUGCAGUAGCUGAGCUCUCUCUGAAUGGCAAAAGAAGCACUAACACAAGUAGAUUUCUGAAUCUUUUACUUGAUCUAGAAUAUAUAGUGUAACAUAAUUCAGGGUAAAAUCCUUCACUUCCAUGUACAUUACAUGGUUUAAUACAAGUUAAAAUAUAAUACAAUUUAUGCUAUUUUUAAAGUAUCUGACUAGAUGUAAUGCUCCUUUAGGAUUUCAGCUCUUACUGAAGUACUUAGAUUAGCAGGUAUCUUACAAAGCAGCAUUUUUUCCCUCCAAAUUUCUUAUUCUGAGGGCCGUGCUGCGUUUUCCUGCUGGCUAAUAGCCAAUAGUUUCAACUUUGCUCCAGUUGUUUUGCAAUUAUUUUGUGGUGUUGGUAAAAUCUAAGUAGCAAGCAGUGGUAUAGAGCAAACUUCCCGAGCGGGAAUCCUCUGUGAUGGAGUAAGGCAGGAGAGCUACGGUAACACCAGAGUGGAGAAGAAGCAGGUUUGAGAGUCUGUAUCUGACUGAAAGAAGGAUCAAGGCAGGUAGGAUGGUCUUGUGGAUACACGACAGCAGUGGGAGUGCAGAGAGCUUCUGUGUCUUCUCAGCCCUGCCACUGGCUUGUGGAGUGACUGUGUGUAAGUCGCCUCGGUUGCAAGGCAGAUGUGGAACAGAGAGGAUUCCUUGGGAAGGGCUUGUGAGGCUGAAUUCCUUGUGCUCUGAUGGAAGGGGUUGUGUCUGAUUAGCAAUAUCCCUCCACCAACCUACAGCAAGGCACAAUCAGCCAGAGCCAUUACGACAUGGAUGGUUGCUUUCCUGCCCGCCUCUGAAAUAUCAGUUCUUGGGUGCUUCACGAGGCAGAAUGCUGGAGUGGUUGGCCCCUCUCCAUGGUAGAGCAGAUCUCAUUGCCCUGGAAUGACACAGCUGUGCUUUUUUAGGAAAGGUCCCAAGUUAUAUAGUUAGAUACAGUCCUGUCCCAGUUCACUGAGGCACCUCUACUCUCAUCCUCACAAAACUGAUGAUGUGAAAUACAGAAGAGCCACAGCUUCCAUGAACGGUCAGGUUUUGGGAGCAGAAUCAUUUGAGGUCGAGCAGUGGAAAGGAGACCGGGCUCAUCCUGUAACUUUAUCAAAGGCCACGACCUGCCAUUACUCCACUGCUUUGCUUUUUAAUACCAAGGAGAAUUAGACAAUUGCAGGCUACAAACCUCCUUCCUCCCCCCAAAAUUUCCUUUUUCCCUUCAUGGGAAUACUCACAGAUCUGGAGCCACUGACCAGGUCUGGCUGCUCCUAGAUGGGUGUUUUCCAAAAAUGUGUCUUACUAUCUAAAGUUCUCUGUAACUGUUCUUGUUGAUGUUGUGCACAGAAGUACAUUCUUGUUAAAGAUCCAUGAGCAGUGAAUAUAUUCAGUGCCAAAUCUCUGCACUUGCAUAACUGUUAGGCACUUGCCUCUUUGCUGUUAAAGCUUGAUGACAAAGCAGGGGCAAUGGCAUAAGAGCGCAGUGUGGGUAGUGAUGCAGCAGUAAACGUGUGCUCAAGGACAGUAGUGAGGCUCCUGAGGUUCGGUGCAGCGCAGCAACUUGUGGACAAGGUGCCCUUUGCUUCCUCAACCAACCCCCCAAAAGAGUUUUCUGCAGGAGCCAGUUCCUUGCGUGAACCUCUGCUGAGCACGCUCUCCUGUUUUAACCUCGGCUUUCCUUUUUGGUCAGGUGUAUUGACAAUACAAGACUGAAGUGUCUGAAGUGUGAGGACGAUGUGUUCGCUAAAUGCAUGGCCUGUUAGAGUGACUAUAUACAAACCUGUUCAGCUCUGUGCUUGCUGUCCUUUGCCAGUGAAGCAAUCUCUCUCUCUCUCUUUUUUCCUGUAGUGCAGUAAGCCUUUCUCCUGUUCCUUUUGAAAUAGCUGGUUUCCCGCACCCCCUUCUUCAAAUAAGCUUCCCACUGACGUAAGUUGUCCCUGAGCGCAAGGCCAGAUGGCUCUGAAAUUGCAAAGGGACAGCUUGGCCUUUUGGCUUUGCUAGUUUAUUCCCCCGCUGGUGCCCUGUUAUCUACUAGAUAAUCAGUCUUGUGGGUUUUCAAAGUUCCCUGCAUUGUCACUGACUUUUAUACUGUUUUGUUUAAUGCCCAAGGCUUGUGUUUUAUUCCCACCCCCUUUUUACUAUGCAUUUUACUUUAUCAGGUGUAUCAAGUUUAAAUACUGUGUAUUUAUCACUUUAAAUUAUAUUAACUAACUAAAAAAGAAAAAAAAACUCUAGGUGGUAUUCCACGACUGUUUAAGCUUCUCUGUACAAGUGGAAAUAAAUGGCUUGCAAAAGUAAA